AUGCGCGGAGGUAGAAGUAUUGAAGUUGAUAGACGCGGUCGGUUGCCUCCAUUGGAGAAACAGAAACCUUUAGGGCCAUUUGAAGGAAAAGUAUUGGCACAAGCUGAUGAUAAUCUUUUAUCAGAAACAUAUUAUCAUGGAAUUAUGGAGCGCGCAGCUAUGGAGAAAAUGCUAAUUCGAGACGGUGACUUUCUCUUUGCAAUUCCGGAAGAAGACGAAAAAGAGGCAAAUAGUAGUCUUUAUUUUGUGAAUGAAAAAUGCUUCAAGAAAAUCACUGAAAUGGUUUCACAUUACGUCCGAACACGUAAACCAUUACAUGAAAAACUGCCUAUUGUGGUAAAACGACCUGUACCACAUCCAGUCAGCUAUUUGCAUAUUUUACUUCAAAAGAUUAAUUUAGCAUUGAUCCUACAGGCAUGGGUGAUCUCUCAUGAUCGAGUAAGAUUAAAAGAAGAACUUGGUAAGGGAGCUUACGGUCGCGUUUACAAGGCUAUCCUACAAGUUGGUCAUACUUUCCAAACGGUCGCUGCAAAGACGUGUGUUGGACAAGCGAAAGAUAAAGAUAAACGAGCUUCUUUUCUUCAAGAAGCCAAAGUUAUGAGAGAGUAUAAUCAUGAAAAUUUGGUACAAUUUAUUGGUAUUGCAUGUCAGAAAGAACCAUUAAUGAUUAUUGCAGAGUUUUGUGGUGGUGGAUCAUUGUUAAAGUAUUUACGCAAAAAAGGAGCACAUCUUGGAAUUGCGACGAGAUAUCGCUUCAGUAAAGAAGCAUCAGCAGGUCUUAAAUAUCUCGAAGAAAAACACUGUAUCCAUCGAGAUGUAGCCGCUAGAAACUGUCUUCUUACGGAAGAAAAUCUAACGUUGAAAAUAUGCGAUUUUGGAUUAUCAGUGAAGGAACGAGAAUUGAAAAAUGCUGUACUUCAACUACCAACGAAAUGGUUAUCACCAGAAGUGAUUAAACAAAUGCAUUUUACAAACAAAAGCGAUGUUUGGGCAUUUGGUGUAUUACUUUUUGAGAUUUUCACCGAUGGUUCCGAGCCAUAUCCUAGUUUGAGUAACUCACAAGUACGAUCAAAACUAACAGAUGGAAGUAUGUAUCGAAUGGAAAUACCACUCGAUGUACCUCCAGGAAUUGCCGAAUUAAUCAAGAAAUGCUGGAUGGAAGAACCCAAGCAAAGACCUACAUUCAAAGAAAUUAAUCGGACAUUUACCAAAAUUGCUUUUAUUUGA
Messenger RNA from Thelazia callipaeda (thelaziosis nematode), 1227 nucleotides. The record is from the annotation of a GenBank genome assembly. Lineage: Eukaryota; Metazoa; Nematoda; Chromadorea; Rhabditida; Thelaziidae.